This is a messenger RNA of Carica papaya (papaya), 4022 nucleotides long. It is a transcript of the gene GSO1, whose product is annotated as Leucine-rich repeat transmembrane protein kinase. Gene Ontology annotation, biological process: protein phosphorylation. Gene Ontology annotation, molecular function: receptor serine/threonine kinase binding; ATP binding; protein kinase activity. NCBI's taxonomy places the organism in Eukaryota, Viridiplantae, Streptophyta, Magnoliopsida, Brassicales, Caricaceae. The record is from RefSeq and is a predicted model, not a curated record.
CUGUUAAAACCACGCGUCUUCUCUUACCCCAAGAUCACCACCUUAAUUUUCUUCCUCAUUGCUUAUUAACUCUCAUACUGCUCAAAACAAAUAUGCCCUGAAUCUGUUCCAUCUUCAUCUUUCUUUCUCAAGCAAAUGAUUAUGGACAAACAGAGAAAUCUUGUUUUCUUUUUGUUGUUUUCUUUACGAGUGUUGCUGGUUUUGUGUCAAAACCAGGAGCUGUCGGUUCUUUUGGAGGUGAAGAAGUCCUUUGUGGAUGACCCAGAAAAUGUGUUGAAGCAGUGGGAUGCAAACAACCCAAACUUUUGUGCUUGGAGAGGAGUUACUUGUGGAGUUGACUCAGUUGAUAACUCACUGCGAGUUGUGGGGCUCAACCUCUCUGGUUCCUCUCUUGGCGGAUCAGUAUCACCCUCGCUCGGUCGUCUGCACAACCUAAUCCACCUUGAUCUUUCUUCUAAUCUUCUCGUGGGUCCAAUCCCACCUACUCUGUCUAACCUUUCUUCUUUGGAAUCUUUGCAUCUUUUCUCUAACCAACUAAGUGGCCCCAUCCCAACUGACCUUGGCUCGCUCACCAGUAUCCGUGUCAUGAGAAUCGGUGACAACCGACUUACCGGUUCCAUUCCUGCACCUUUUGGGAAUCUUGUAAACUUGGUGACUCUUGCCUUAGCCUCCUGCAGUCUCACCGGGCCACUACCCCCCGAACUCGGUCGACUCACCCGAGUUGAGAACCUCAUACUGCAAGACAACCAACUCGAGGGUCCAAUUCCUGCUGACUUGGCCAACUGCUCGACCCUCACUGUCCUCACCAUCGCUUUCAACAACCUUAACGGCUCAAUACCUGCAGAACUGGGUCUCCUUGCGAAUCUAGAAAUCCUCAAUCUGGCCAAUAACAGCCUGUCGGGGGAGAUACCGAGUCAACUCGGUGGACUGAGUCAACUCAGGUAUUUGAACUUGAUGGCAAACAAGCUCGAAGGUCCAAUACCGAGGUCUCUGGCAAACCUGGGUAGUCUUCAAAACCUGGAUUUAUCGAUGAACAAGCUUAAUGGGAGCAUCCCGGAAGAAUUUGGCAACAUGGGUCAGCUUGCAUACUUGGUUUUAUCAAACAACAAUCUUUCAGGUUUGUUCCCCAAAAAUUUUUGUUCAAACACUAGCAAUUUAGAACACUUGAUUCUAUCAGACAUUCAUCUUUCCGGCGAAAUUCCUCGUGAGUUGAGCAAGUGCAGGUCGUUAAAACAGCUCGAUUUGUCCAACAAUACCCUCAAUGGAUCAAUACCAAUUGAGGUAUUCGAGUUGGUUGAAUUGACUGAUCUCUAUCUCCAUAACAACAGCUUGGUGGGUUCAAUUUCUCCUCUCAUUGCAAACCUCAGAAACCUUCAAUGGCUUGUAUUGUAUCAUAACAACCUGCAAGGGAAUCUGCCAAGAGAGAUUGGGAUGCUAAGUAAGCUUGAGGUUUUAUUUCUUUAUGAGAACCACUUAUCGGGGAAAAUACCUAUAGAGAUUGGGAACUGCUCAAGCUUGAAAAUGAUUGAUUUCUUUGGCAAUCAUUUCAGUGGGGAGAUUCCCAGUGAAAUUGGAAAGCUUACAGGGUUGAAUCUUCUUCAUCUGAGACAGAAUGAACUUGUGGGCAAAAUUCCCGCCACAUUGGGUGACUGUCAUCAACUAAUCAUCCUUGACUUCGCAGAUAAUCGUCUCACAGGUGGAAUUCCAGCAUCGUUUGGUGGCUUACAAUCACUUGAACAGUUCAUGCUUUACAACAAUUCCCUUGAAGGUAUUCUUCCCGAUACGCUUUCCAAUCUAGUAAACCUUACCAGGGUCAAUCUCUCCAAGAACAGGUUAAAUGGUAGCAUUGCUUCACUCUGCAGUUCGUCUUCGUUUCUUUCUUUUGAUGUUACAGACAAUGACUUCGACCAUGAAAUUCCUCCCCUGCUGGGGAAUUCACCUUAUCUUGAGAGGUUAAGAUUAGGGAAAAACCAGUUCACUGGGAAAAUUCCCUGGUCUCUGGGGAAAAUUCGUCAACUCUCUUUGUUAGAUAUGUCAGAGAAUUCACUCACAGGAACAAUACCACCCGAGCUGGUAUUAUGCAAGAAACUCACCCAUAUUGAUCUCAACAACAAUCUUCUUUCGGGUGCCAUACCCGCAUGGUUUGGGAAGUUGCCUCAGAUCGGAGAGCUUAAGCUUGCUUCCAAUCAGUUUUCUGGCUCUCUUCCGCUGGAAAUUUUUAAUUGUUCCAAGCUGCUGGUGCUUUCUCUUGAAGGGAAUUCUCUUAAUGGAACAAUCCCUGUUGAAAUUGGCAACUUAGUGUCCCUCAAUAUCCUAAAUCUUGAUAGAAACCAGUUCACUGGAUCACUACCUUCAUCUAUAGGUAAGCUGAGCAAGCUUUACGAACUUCGGUUGUCACACAACAGAUUAAGAAGUGCAAUACCUGCAGAGCUUGGACAACUCCAUAAUCUUCAAAGCAUUCUAGACCUCAGUCACAACAAUUUCACUGGACAAAUCCCACCUUCUAUCGGAACACUGUCUAAGCUCGAAGCGCUUGAUCUUUCUCACAAUCAGUUAUACGGAGAAGUCCCUCCGCAAGUGGCCCAGAUGAUCAGCUUGGGCAAGCUGAAUCUCUCUUACAACAAUCUUGAGGGCAAACUGAGCAAGCAGUUCUCACAUUGGCCACAUGAAUCUUUUGAAGGAAACUUGCGUCUUUGUGGUGUCCCUCUUGGCAGCUGCAGCAACGUUGCAUCCGAUGAUCACCAAUCAGGCCUGAGCAACACCUCUGUAAUUGUAAUAUCAGCAAUUGCAACACUGGCUGCCAUUGCACUUUUGAUACUUGUAGUUGCUCUGUUCAUGAAACAGAGGAAAGAGUAUUCCGGGAAAACAAGUGAAGUGAAUUCCAGUUACUCCUCAACCUCUUCACAAGUACGGAAGAAACUGCUCUUCCACAAAGGAGCUGCAAAGCAGGAUUUUAAGUGGGAAGGCAUCAUGGAAGCCACAAAUAAUCUGAGCGAAGAAUUCAUCAUUGGUUCAGGAGGAUCAGGAACAAUCUACAAAGCUGAGCUGGGUAGUGGAGAGACGGUGGCAGUGAAAAAAAUUGUUCAGAAAGAUGAUAUGAUGUUAAACAAGAGCUUCAUCAGGGAGGUUAAGACCCUAGGGAGGGUUAAGCACAGGCAUCUGGUGAAAUUGAAAGGUUAUUGCAGCAACAAAGUAGCAGGUUUGAAUUUAUUGAUAUACGAGUAUAUGGAGAAUGGAAGUGUGUGGGAUUGGCUUCAUGGAGGAGUUGAGAAUAGCAAGAAUAAGAAAAGCCUGGACUGGGAAGCAAGAAUGAGGAUAGCAGUGGGAUUAGCCGAGGGAGUUGAGUACCUCCACCAUGACUGUAUGCCAAGGAUUGUUCACAGGGACAUCAAAACCAGUAACAUUCUCUUGGACUCCGAGAUGGAAGCACAUUUGGGAGAUUUCGGACUAGCCAAACCACUUGUUGAUGACUAUAAUUCGAUCACAGAGUCAAAUGCCUGGUUUGCUGGUUCUCAUGGUUACAUUGCUCCAGAGUAUGCAUAUUCUUUGAAAGCGACGGAGAAAAGCGAUGUUUACAGCAUGGGAAUUGUGCUAAUGGAGCUGGUUAGUGGGAAGAUGCCAACAGACAGAGCUUUUGGUGUGGAAAUGGACAUGGUGAGAUGGGUGGAGACAUAUAUUGAAAUGCAAGGUCCAGGAGGAAGGGAGGAGUUGAUUGACCCUGCUCUAAAACCAUUGUUGACGGGAGAAGAAACAGCAGCUUAUCAGGUUCUUGAAAUUGGAUUACAGUGCACAAAAACUAGUCCACAAGAGAGGCCUUCAACUCGCCAAGCCUGUGAUCUCCUCCUCAAUGUGUUCAAUAACAGGGUGGUUGAUUUUGACAAGUUGAGUAUCGACCCUUAUACGUGAUUAUUAUAUAUACAUUUUGUUAAUUUUUCCUUUUGUUGGACAAUGUAUUUACUUUGUAGAUUUUUAUUGUCUCUGCUACUAAACUGUACAAAUAAGCUGGUAAAUGCAAAAGCUUA